Anopheles coluzzii is the source of this 4787-nucleotide messenger RNA. RefSeq names its product eukaryotic translation initiation factor 4E-binding protein Mextli (gene mxt). Gene Ontology annotation, cellular component: cytoplasm; RNA cap binding complex. Bases 608 to 2683 code for a protein of 691 amino acids. Gene Ontology annotation, biological process: regulation of formation of translation initiation ternary complex; positive regulation of translation. The record is from RefSeq and is a predicted model, not a curated record. Gene Ontology annotation, molecular function: translation initiation factor activity; RNA binding; eukaryotic initiation factor 4E binding. Lineage: Eukaryota; Metazoa; Arthropoda; Insecta; Diptera; Culicidae. The transcript is spliced from 10 exons.
GGGAUCGGCAGGUAAUGAAGUCAUCUGUUGACAGGUAGUUUUCGAUUGACCAUUGUUCGGGUUUGUAGAGUGUUUUCGGGAGCAGAAAGGGGAGGAGGGCAAGCAGCGAACAAUUCCGUCGUUUUGUAUUUUUGUUUUCGUUCAGCUUCACGCAUACAGACACACACAUAGUGCCACACCACCGGACGUGCGCGGCUUCGUGUUUCGCCGUUUUCGCCGUUUUCUUUUCCCAGUCCAGUACGCGCUCGAAGGAGGUGUAAAGGCGGAGAAAAGUUGGGUGCCACCCGGGAGGAAAUUGCGUUACCAUUAUUAGGCACUAGCAGCAGCAGCAGCAGCAGCAGCGCCAGCGUACUUUCGAAACGUGCCAAACGCUUUCCGUUUCGCGUAAUUCUUCGCUGCGUUCGACGCGGAGGAGCGAGGUGUUCGUGGGGGCCAGUGUGGAAAAUCGAUAGUCUCAGCGCAUUGGCUGGCCCACGGUUCAGUGCGUUCGAGAUUGGGUUGGAGGAAGCCUGCACAGUCACACACGACCGCAGCGACCGUUCACGUGUCUGCUGUGUACGCCUGUCCUCCGUGUGAUCGUUCGAUCGCACCACCGCUAGCCAUCGCCAUGUCGCAGAUGGGCCGCGCCGUCAAGAACCUGGAACCGCCACGUCCGCUCAAGUCCACGCUGAAGCAGCAGCAGCACGUCCAUCUGCCCGUCUAUGAAGUUCAAUCAAUCGAAGAGCUCAUCACGCUGACGGAAAAUGUGGCCGCCAGCCUUGCCAGCGGCUGCAACAACGCGGACGGCGUGAACGCACUGCUGGCCAACCUGCGGCUGCACGGGCCGCAGCUGGAGAACGUGUCGAAGGACACGCUCGACCGGGCGCUGGUCAUCUUCCGGAACGCAUCGCAGGACGAACGGCUGAACAUAAUGACGCGAUUGAAUCUGCUACAACUGAUCGAGCUGCGCGCCAAAUCCUGGCAGGUAUCCGAUGGUGCAAACACCUACUACAAACACAAGGCUACAAAUGUGGAGCCUGACAUUUUGGCCGACCCGAACCUGCUGGGAUCCUCCCCGCCCAUGGGCCAGGCUGUACCCGCGCUGGCGCCGGGCGAGCUGAUACGGACCUCUGGGAAGUUCCCGAAGCCGACGAAGAUACCCGGCAAAACGUACUGCAAGGACGAGAUUGUGAUUCGCAAUGCCGACUCGGGAAAAGUAAUGGGAAUCAAGGGACGUAGAGUGCAUAUGAUAGAAGAACUGUCGGAAACGGUUAUUUCGUUCCAAAGAGUCGCUACCGGGGCUAAAGAGCGACUGGUGCAAAUUACCGGUCCAAAUGAGGAAAAAAUCAACUAUGCAAAGCAGUUGAUCGAAGACACCAUUCGCCGUAACGCGUCCCCGGUACGUUUGGACAAUUCCCAGGACGGAUCCUGCAGUUCUCUGGCGUCAUCCGGCUCGGAUGAAACGGUCCCGAGAAAGGAGUCGGCAGGAUCCGGCGCAGCGAACGCGCGCAAUUCCCUCUCCGGGGCCAUGGUGGCAGAGAUGGUAGCGAACAGUGGCGCGAACGGUAUGGGCGCUUUCCUGUCCAACCAGCAGCAGCAGCAGCAGCAGUCGGCCUCGGGUCCGGGUGGUGCCCUAAGUCUGAAUCUCAGCGGCUACUCGCAAACGCCGCCAUCGUCCUACACGCACCCGAAGCUAACGCGCAACGGGUCGCAAAACAGUGGCCAGCGCAAUAGCGCCGCGGGCAACGGAGCCGGCCUGCUGCUGCACAGCUUCUCCACCAACGAUGCGUCGCUCGGCGAGUACAAGUACACGGUGAACGUGGGUCAACACAAUCUGAAGAUUACUGGCGACUGUUUGGAGCUUGUCAAGGUCGCCAAGCUAGUGCUGGACGAUUACUUCAGCAGCAACGAAUUUCUGGCCUCGGUAGACAUGUGCUCCAGCUUCGAUCUACCGAACACGCUUUCCUCGCCGGUGGGAGCGAUGCCCGGCCAGCAUUCGCUCAUCACCGGCACCCCGUUCGUGGACAGUGGCGUCGGGCUGAACACGAUCGGUGCCACCAUCGGCGGCGAGCUGAUGGGCGGCGGCGUCGGCAACAGUCUCGAGAUCGACGAUGACGUGUUCAUCGUCGAGGCGGGCUCCUCGGCGGCCGCCGGCUUUAAGCCGAACGAACUGCAAACCAGCGGCAGCGGCAGUGCCCUCGCAGCUGGCAACAAUGGGCUGAGCCGGUCUCGUCGGAGCCAUUUCUCGCGCAAGGAUAGUGCGGGCGAUGGGCUGAAGGAGGCGGCAGCGGCCACCGUCAAAUCGGAUUCGAACCCGGUGAAACGAAUCGAAUAUGAGCGGCUGAUUUACUACUCAAAGUCACCGUACUCGUGGGAUCUGCCCGCCGACUGGAAGCGUAUAUGUGAAACUCUUCCUUAUUUGGUCAAAAAUAAGGAUAUCGAAGAUCAGAAAAACCGUUUUAACGGUGAGCAGUUUCUCGAGAUGAAGAAACAGGCAGCGAAAGAGUCGGGCAGCAGUAGUCUGGUGGGUCAGGGCGGCGGUACCCCCCUCAGCAGUCUGCCGGACGGAGGAGGAGUCGAUGGCGAACAACCACCAGCGAAGGACAGCACGGAAGGAGCUGGCGCCGACGAUAAUAAUAAUAAUAAUGGUGCAUCAUCGGGCAUCGUCAGUGCUGCAGCACAGAUGGAAAAGAUCGGUGCAUGAGACACACACACACACACAGGCACGAGUCGUGUGACCUUUAACCUUCCGACUUGGGGGUGCUUCUUAAAAUCCCCCCUACAUCCGCCUGUUGCUGAUAAGCACAAACGAAUCGAACGCGGUUUUUUGGUUUGAAAACUUCGAAAUUUAAAACGAACUCUUAACAUAAGUGUUGUGUACGUGUGUGUGUUGUCCUAAUGCUCGCGGCAUUAACGCUGUUUUCCACGGUUCGCACUACACUUUCAUUUUGGUUUUUACAUCCUAUCCAAACACAAUAUCAUUUAGCUGGUAAGAGAACACACUGCUAAGAGCGCAUUAACACUAACCCCCGCUAUUAACGCUAAUGAGAUUAACCUUUUUGUUUUUAUUCGUAAUGUUUAUCUGAACUACUAUUUUCGCUAUUAGGAUCGAUUGCUUGUUUGAUCCUAUUCGGAAAAGGGAACUUGUGAGAGAGAGGGAAGAUUUUGUUUUGUCGAUGGCACCCAAAGCAUUACUGCGCUUACAUGCAACUUUGAAGAAGCUGAAUAUAGAAACAACUGUAAAAGAGCAGUUGCAGCUAAGAAAAGCUAUCCAGGAAUGCAGCUUCGUGUUAAUACACAGAGCCUUUUUUUCCUACAUCGGUCUUCCACCGAUGAGAGUUUGCGAGUUUUGUGUACUUUUCCUGUAACACGUGGGGGGAAAUGGCGACCAGUAACCAGACAGCUCGUAAAAUAGUGAUAUUUUGAAGAAUGUGGUUUUAUAUGCCAAAUAAUACUAUGUAAUAAUAUUAUUAUUAAUAUAACAAGAAAUAGAGGUGGGAUAACAACAUAUGCAACCAUCGCUGUGCAACACAGAACAACAUAAGAGAGAGGGAGCGGAGGGCAUCAGCAAAAACCGGUGAUAAAAAUCGCAGAUAUGUGAGCGAACUCACACAAGAAACACUCACUCAUUAUUAAUAUUUACUCAUUAUUAUUUAAUCCUUCAGCAGCAAAGGAACUUGUGAACACCUUCUCCUCACCUUUUCCUUCUCUGCUUUCAGUUGCUGUUGGAUUGAUCGUGUUUAGCGAAAAAAAAAACAAACAAGUUAACACAACUCAUAACAACAUAUUUGAUGUGUAUUAAAUAACUUUCUAGUCUCAGCGAACGAGAGGAAUGGGGAAAUGGAGAAACAGUCUUUCCGUGUCGUAAUCCAGUCCCUCAUUCGCAAACACGCGCGCAUACGUACAAUCAAACAUUUUCCUUCAUUUUCUUCAUCUCAACACAAACAAUUGGACUCAAUUUUCCAAUCCAAUGGUACGAGAAUUGAUUGUUUGAUGCUGUUGUUUACUCAUGUUUUGCAACAAAAAAAGAAAAAUGAAUUCAUCUCAUAAACUUCAUUUUAGAUACGAAAUUUUGAAAACUUUGUUUCUACACAUAACAACAAUGUGUGUGUGCAAACAAAACAUGUGAUUAUUUUUUUUCCUUUUUAUUUCCUUCCUUUCUAAUCAAACGACACCCCGACUCGGCGCGAUUUUCGUCUUUUGUUUACUUCUUUUAUUUAUUGAUUAUUUAUACAAUUUAUAAUUGAUUAUUAAGUAUGUUUUUCUUUGUGUUUUUUGUUGUUGUUUUGUUUCCCGUUUAACCGUACAGCAACGCGGGAAAGGAAUUUAAAUUUGUUUAUUUUUGUUUUUUUUUAUUCCCUUCGUGAUUUCUCAUACCCAAAACGCUCCUCCCACGUGGGAAUUGUUUGUUUUGGUGAUGGAAGGGAACUACUGAGUGACUGUGUGUGCGCAAGGGGGAAAAGGCGGUUAAUAGUUUUUUUUUUGUUUUUAGGGAAAAAACAACGAGUAGAGAGAUAAAUGAAAUUUAUAUCUUCUAUUUACACACUCACUCACUCACUCACUCAUACAGACGCUCAGAUACAGCAGGGGGAGAAGAUUAGAUGUUGUCCGGGGGGCUAUAAGGGAAGAAGCAUGAAGAAAGGGAAGCAGCGUAUGUGUGUGCGGUGGAAUUACUAAGUUGGCUACAUUUAACUUAUCGCUCACUACACCCACCCACCCUCACACACACACGCAGGGGGCGAGAAACAAACUGAUGUAUUCUAACGGUAAACAAUGGAUAAUAAAAACACAUAUAUCUAGUACUUAAA